GCAAGAACCCAGCUUCAGGCUCCUUUCAGACACUGAUUAUUCUCACUUCCCUUGGCGUCCACUGUACCUUUCCUCUGCUGGUCCUCAAUGCACACAGUUUUCAUCAGAUUGGAGCAUCAUCUGGCUGUCUGGCACCAUCAAAGAAUUGCAUUUCUGACCCAACAAGAGCUCAUGGGUGAAUGGGGGCAGGAAAGAGGUUGGGGAGAGGACUGAUGCCAGCGAGGCUGCCUCACGGGGAGGUGGAGACACUUGGCCAUGCCCCUAGCAUCCUGUUCGGCUUUCGGAUGAGUUUCAUCUAUGACACAUACAGAGUCCUCACUUGGAACAAGAGGGUUAAAAGAGGCCCUGGCGCUUGCUCCUCUUCUGAUUAACCACCUCGGCGGAACAGAAGGCAAAGCUGCACAGAAGAGGACCAAAGUCAGGUGCCAGAAGCAGGUGACAUCCAGACUCUCAGUUCAUUGGAUGCCGCUAUUUCAAUAGAGCCACUUUUUUGUGUGGCUAUUUAGACAUGAGGAUAUUUCGA
Delphinapterus leucas (beluga whale) is the source of this 523-nucleotide messenger RNA. Lineage: Eukaryota; Metazoa; Chordata; Mammalia; Artiodactyla; Monodontidae. The record is from RefSeq and is a predicted model, not a curated record.